GUCAGCCAAGAAGUAAAGCAACGUAUUAUUGCUAGGGCGCCCACACGACCUUAUCGUUUCGAUUUUGAAAACAACGAGGAUGAAGAGAGAGCGAUUGCUGAAGCAAUUGCAAGAGAAGAAGAACUUAUGCGACAGGAAGAAGCUGACAAAGGAGGACGGCCAGAGCCGGGAGCCAGAGAUCCAGCAGGUCGGCCUUAUGACGAAGAUCCUGAAGAACAUGCACGAAUGGUGCCGUCUCAUUUCGGAAUGGGCUUUUAUCCUCAGCCUGCUAUUCCCCGAUACACAUCCAACUUGGCUGUUCACAGGGACGACAGCCCUGACACCCGAGCUGUGAAGCAGGUGCUCGAAACGAUGGUAAUGCAAGCUUGCCGCUGGGAUAAGCAGUUUGGAUGGUACAAAAACCUACUAAUGAAGCCAUCCAGGCCACAUUUCGAUAGAUUCAAGUACAUGCUUUCACAUUUUCCAUGCGUCGCAUGUUCACAAAUCAAAGAGAGACAGUCCUCGCUGAGCAUAUUGACAGGAUUACGCAAGGAAAUUAAUAAAAGGAGAACACGAUUGGAAAACAAAGCUGAGGAGAUGUGUGGAUUACCGACUCCGUGGAGGAAAUCGCGUAUGAAAUCUCACAUGAGAGGUGAAUGUUUGAGCAACAAAGCAAUGCUCUCUUUGAGUCAAAACUAG
This is a messenger RNA of Ostertagia ostertagi, 678 nucleotides long. The record is from the annotation of a GenBank genome assembly. NCBI's taxonomy places the organism in Eukaryota, Metazoa, Nematoda, Chromadorea, Rhabditida, Trichostrongylidae.